Molecule: messenger RNA, 1411 nt
Organism: Larimichthys crocea (large yellow croaker)
Lineage: Eukaryota; Metazoa; Chordata; Actinopteri; Sciaenidae
Product: mucin-2-like
Exons: 4
Coding region: 1-1335 (444 amino acids)
Source: RefSeq, a predicted model, not a curated record
AUGUGUAUCGACCACCCUCCUCCCGGAGAUCAAUGCUGGGCCUACGGAGGCUGGAACAAAAACUGCAAACGGCUGUGGGCAGCUGACACCAUUUCCUCCCAGAACAAAGCCCCUCGCCCCGUGUGGACGCUGGUAGAUACAUGGAGCCCUAAUGUGGCUGGACACGCCACCGACGGGCCAUUAAUCAGACACUGUGACAGCCACUUCUUCCCAAUCCAGCUUCGACUUCAGCCCUUAGACAAGCCCACUCAACUCCUCACCCACAGGAGGCCACAACCAGACUCGGCUGUGGUUUUUAGUCCACCAUGUCCUCUGACCACCACUGAUGAACCUCCUGCCCGCACUGCCAGUCCAGAACCAGAUUCAGCUGUGGUUUCUACUCUACCAUGUCCUCUGACCACCUCUGAUGAACUUCCUGCCUACACUGCCAGUCCAGAACCAGAUUCGGCUGUGGUUUUUAGUCCACCAUGUCCUCUGACCACCACCGAUGAACCCUCUGCCCACACUGCCAGUCCAGAACCAGACUCGGCUGUGGUUUCUACUCCACCAUGUCCUCUGACCACCUCUGAUGAACUUCCUGCCCACACUGCCAGUCCAGAACCAGACUCGGCGGUGGUUUCUAAUCCACCACGUCCUCUGACCACCUCUGAUGAACUUCCUGCCCGUACUGUCAGUCCAGAACCAGACUCAGCUGUGGUUUCUACACCACCGUGUCCUCUGACCACCUCUGGUGAACUUCCUGCCUACACUGCUAGUCCAGAACCAGACUCGGCUGUGGUUUCUAAUCCACCACGUCCUCUGACCACCUCUGAUGAACCUCCUGCCCACACUGCCAGUCCAGAACCAGACUCGGCUGUGGUUUUUAAUCCACCAUGUCCUCUGACCACCACUGAUGAACCCUCUGCCCACACUACCAGUCCAGAACCAGACUCGGCUGUGGUUUCUAAUUCACCACGUCCUCUGACCACCUCUGAUGAACCUCCUGCCCACACUGCCAGUCCAGAACCAAACUCGGCUGUGGUUUUUAGUCCACCAUGUCCUCUGACCACCACUGAUGAACCCUCUGCCCACACUGCCAGUCCAGAACCAGACUCGCCUGUGGUUUCUACUCCACCGUGUCCUCUGACCACCACUGAUGAACCUCCUGCAAUCUCAUCAGUGCAGGACGAGUUGACCAUCAUGGGGCAGCCAGUGAAGGUCGAUGAAUCCUUCAACACCACGACAGUAGUCAGCAAGACAAAGAAAAGUCGAUUUUUGAAUUGGAUUAAAAAAUACAUCUGCUGCUGUUUCGUGGAUGGAGACGACACAGAGACAGGGCGAAACUCCUCUCUGUGAAAAUUUUGUGUAGUGUGUAGUGUGUAGUGUAGUGCUCGUUGUAUUUGUUCAAUUCACUUGAUGUAAAUAAAAAUAA